AUGAGAUCUCUCCGCGUCUUUGCCCCCUGCGGGCUUCUGAUUCUUUGUGGACUGGUUGACUGGAGCCAUUCUUAUCCUGCACUCAGUUCGGAAGGUGCAGUGGACUCGAUAGCUAGAAACGUAGAGGAUGGCAACAAGUAUAGUGGGGAAAAUGCUGCCUUUGCCGACGCACGCAGUGGUCACAAAGCAGCCCCUCCAACAAAAAUUGAUACAUUCGAUAAAGGGAGAGUCCAAGAUCAGUACGCAGAACUAACGGAAAAAACUCGAAACACAUCGGAAAAUGGCCAAGGUUAUGAAUCAUUAGCCGGUGAGGGUGCAAGAGGAAGUCAAACUGUUAAAAACAGCCAGCCGUCACGAAGGGCUCAAAGAGGCAAGGCCCAAUUCAUUGGCAAAGUCAAAACUUUCUUCACAACUUGGCCGGUCAAAUUCUGGGAAAAAAUCAAACAUUGGUUCUCAAAGCUCAACUUUUUCAAAUCUGAUGACCAAAAAGGUAUCAACCCGUCCAAAGACAACAUCUUCAAGUCUGAUGACCGAAAAGGUCCCAGCCCGCCCAAGGAUGACUUAUCUAAAUACAAUGGCCAAAGAGGUUCCAAUCCUUCCGACGACAACAACCAGCCUCAAGCCAUGCCUGUUGCAAAGCCACAAAAUCCUGGCUCCGGAACCGUUGUAGGUUCCAAGGUUGAAAAACCAGCACAAGCACCACUCGAAUCCAUGGGAGGAUCAAAGGUCAAUCCGUCGGAAACAAAGAACCCCAAGAACCCCAGUAGAAAUUCGCGUCAGGCUCCUACUCAACAAGCUCAAUCGUACACCAAUCCCCAGAAAGGUGCACGAGCAACAGGACCGCAGAAACUGCCACGCAAGAAAUCUGGCCCUUCUGAUUCAAGUGCCCUGCCUGAAUAUUCCAACAAUCUGCCAUUGGCCAUUCACCAACCACAUGACACAAGGAUGAGCUUGGUUCAGCCAAACAAUCAAGUCGCAUCAGGACAAAUGCCGUGGGGAUUUGGAAUAGACUCAGGGGCCGCUCAAAUGAGGUUGGCAGAAUUGUCCAAAUCACACCAGGCAAUGGGUGAGACAAUGGACGCUGCAUUCAAUCACCUUGCAAGGGCCAACACUGGAAAGGCUAACAAACAAAGUUGGAGGUCAGAUGAAGCGAAUUUAAAAAUUACACCGCAUGGAAACGAUGGUUCUGUAACAGCGCACGCAGAACUCACAUCCAACCAGGCGGAAUUUGAAGUAGAUCCUAAGACCGGAACAAAGUCGAUGCGACUGAGCAAAUCCACUAUGCGAAGCUCAACUCAACAUGGACCCGGCUCUUUUUUAAAUCUACAAGGACCAGGGGGAAGGGGAAAUACUAUGGCAAUUCCUUCCCACGCUUUCAAUAAUCGAGACAAUCUCCUCAAAGGAGCUGGAGUUGGACAGCUCACAUGGGGUUCAAAGAAACCUGAAAAGGUGUAUCCUGCACUUCUCAAUUAG
Molecule: messenger RNA, 1473 nt
Organism: Melampsora larici-populina 98AG31
Lineage: Eukaryota; Fungi; Basidiomycota; Pucciniomycetes; Pucciniales; Melampsoraceae
Exons: 1
Coding region: 1-1473 (490 amino acids)
Source: RefSeq, a predicted model, not a curated record